Molecule: messenger RNA, 1244 nt
Organism: Periophthalmus magnuspinnatus
Lineage: Eukaryota; Metazoa; Chordata; Actinopteri; Gobiiformes; Gobiidae
Gene: oprm1
Product: opioid receptor, mu 1
Exons: 6
Coding region: 1-1152 (383 amino acids)
Biological process (GO): neuropeptide signaling pathway; sensory perception of pain; G protein-coupled opioid receptor signaling pathway
Cellular component (GO): membrane; neuron projection
Molecular function (GO): G-protein beta-subunit binding; morphine receptor activity; neuropeptide binding
Source: RefSeq, a predicted model, not a curated record
AUGGAGAGCGCACGGAACGGCUCGGACUCGGAUUACUGGAGCCACGUCCCGGUGUUUUAUAAAAACACGAGUCUGUGCCGGAACUUCACGGACACGAACGGCUCUUCUCUGGGCUGCGGCUCCGAGCCGAGUGGACAGAGUGACCUGGACGACGACACCAACCCCGUGAUCAUCGCCAUCGUGAUCACGGCGCUCUACUCCAUCGUGUGCGUGGUGGGGCUCGUGGGGAACGUGCUGGUCAUGUACAUUAUUGUCAGAUACACCAAAAUGAAAACUGCCACAAACAUCUACAUCUUUAACCUGGCGCUGGCCGACGCCCUGGUGACGAGCACGCUGCCGUUCCAGAGCGUCAACUACCUGAUGGGCACCUGGCCUUUCGGGGACAUCCUGUGUAAAAUGGUCAUGUCCAUCGACUAUUACAACAUGUUCACGUCCAUCUUCACCCUGACCACCAUGAGCAUCGACCGCUACGUCGCCGUGUGUCACCCCGUCAAAGCGCUCGACUUCAGGACGCCGCGCAACGCCAAGAUCGUCAACAUCUGCAACUGGAUCCUGUCGUCUGCAAUCGGUUUGCCCGUGAUGUUCAAGGCCCGGACUCUGCCCACACCCAAGGACAGUGUGGACUGCGCUCUGGAGUUCCCUCACCCGUCCUGGUACUGGGACACGCUGAUGAAGAUCUGCGUCUUCAUCUUCGCCUUCAUCAUGCCCGUCCUCAUCAUCACCGUGUGCUAUGGCCUCAUGAUCCUGCGUCUGAAGAGCGUGCGCAUGCUGUCGGGAUCUCAGGAGAAGGACAGGAACUUACGUCGGAUCACGCGCAUGGUCCUGGUGGUGGUGGCCAUCUUCAUCGUGUGCUGGACGCCCAUUCACAUCUUCGUCAUCAUCACUGCUCUGGUGACCAUCCCCAACUCCACGCUCCAGUCUAUUACCUGGCACUUCUGCAUCGCCCUGGGCUACACGAACAGCAGUCUGAACCCGGUGCUUUACGGAUACCUGGACGAGAACUUCAAGAGGUGUUUCAGAGAGUUCUGCACGCCCAGUCCGUCCGUCCUGGAGAUGCAGAACUCGUCCAGGACCGGAGCCAACAGCCGCAAGAUCCCCCAGCGCGAGCACAACACCGCCCACACCGCGGAGAGGUCCAAUCAGCAGGUAUGACUAGCCUUGGAGGGGUCGUCAGUGGGCACGCGCUGCUGCAGUGGUGCCGCUGUGACCCCCGACGACCUCCACUCUGAGAUCACCCAGGUCAC